Messenger RNA from Diaporthe citri, 2877 nucleotides. RefSeq lists its product as uncharacterized. NCBI's taxonomy places the organism in Eukaryota, Fungi, Ascomycota, Sordariomycetes, Diaporthales, Diaporthaceae. Gene Ontology annotation, biological process: tRNA 5'-leader removal. The transcript has a single exon. The record is from RefSeq and is a predicted model, not a curated record. Gene Ontology annotation, cellular component: ribonuclease MRP complex; nucleolar ribonuclease P complex. The coding region runs from base 1 to 2877 and encodes 958 amino acids.
AUGGCCCCACAACCUGGGAACUCUGGAGCGAGGCCUGAUACUGGCAACAAACGAAAAGACGUGCCCCAAACCCAGGGUGCUGGCCGCGCCUUCAAGCGCGUCAAGGUCCAAGAUGCGCGUUCCAUCCGGUCCCAGCCCGCGGAUGCCGCCCUCAAGGACGGGGAACUGGAUUUGCAGGCAUUUCUGAACGCACGCCAUUUCGAGAUCGGGGCUCUCCAGGAUGGAAUGCGCAAGUCUAAAGCCCUCAACAACCGCCGGGCCUUCCAGCUCGUGCCGAGGGAGAUGCGCCGCCGCACCGCCUCGCACAACGUGAAGAAGCUUCCCAAGCGGCUGCGGAAUAGGGCCAGGCGGGAGCAGCUCCAGGACAACACACCUACCGUCGUAGCCGGGAAGAGGAAGCCGAAGACCACGAGGGCACGCAUACGCCUGGAGUCGGCCAAACGACUAGGCAUUCUGGCGGAGAAGAAACGAAAGCGCAAGCUGAGAGAGGCGAAGGCCAAGGCCAAGGCCGGCGGUGGCAGUGUUGGUGCUGGCGAGAAGGAGGAGUCUUCUGCUGCAUUUAAACAGUUGAUCGAGACAAGGCCAGCCAGACCAAAGAUACGGAGAAACUUGUUGAACGACCCGCCAAAACCCAAGGCAAAAUUCAGGAAACGCCAGAUUGAAAAGACCUGGCUACCUACACAUCUUUGGCACGCAAAGCGGGCAAGGAUGACACCCCCCAAGGAGCCUUUGUGGCGAUUUGCUGUUCCCCUGACGCCCAACGAAAAAGUCUACAGAAUCACGCAUCGAGCUUCAAGUGCGCAAGGCGCUGUGGUCUGGGAUAUGUCCUAUAUGAGUACCAUCGGCUUGUAUGGCCAUGCCUCAGGCGUUGAGAGGACUUUGAGAUCCCUAGGUCUGUCCCAUGACAGCCUAUGGGACGAUCGAGGCAAGAAGUGGAGAGAAGGCCGGCGCAAGUGGUCAGGUAUCCUCAGCAAGCAGACUGGCGGCGACGCAAGGAGACAGAUUGGUCCUGCUACAGUCAUAUGGAACCCAGAAUCAGUCGCCACUCAAGGGCUCCCUCCGGAGGUCGCAGACGCUGAUUCCUCAAAAAGGCACGAAAAAGCCCAACGGCAGCUCUACAUACGGCUGCAUCCAUCGUGUUUCCUGGAGGUUUUCAAUAUUCUUGUCGCCCUCAACAAACGAGAGCAUCCACGCCUCUAUGUGGAGGACCUUCGCUUUGAGAUUGGCAGCAUCGAGCUGAUUGGUCCCGGUGCAACAGAGGUUCUCUCCGGCAUUAUAGCUUCAUACCACAGCAAGGAAAGUUCCAAAGAGGCUCACGCGAAGCAAUUCGAGUUCCUAGCCGCGAGUAGCAAUGCGGCCGCGCCUCCAAGCGACAUAGUCUUGGGUUUCUCUGCGCAAGAUCCUCGUCUACGAUAUCCUCCGCGCACAGUACAGGCCCACAUCUCCUCCGAAGAGCAAACCAAUGGUUGUUCUGCAUUCCAGGGCACGUCAGAUGAGGCGAAGCCUGCACCGUUCCUUCUUUUCGACCGCGACGCCCGAUUCAAAGCCUCCCUGUUCCCUUCGCAAAAGUCUCUCAACAGGCGGAAAGGCUCGAACCCACCAGGCCAGCCUUUGAGCGUCACUGCUGCAGACUCACCCUUCCCCGUUGUGCUAUUCGCCUCUCGUAGCGUCGGUACGAAGCACUCGCAGGGUUCUUGGACGCUCCUUGCUCCUUACAAGUGUAUCUUGCCCAUAUGGUAUAGCCUGGUGCAUUAUCCAAUGUCGACGGGUGGAAAUCCCAAGAUCGGAGGAUUAAACGAGCUGCGGCAGGUGAGCUUUGAGCAGGGCCUGCCAUGGUUUCCGGGUGACUUCCCAGGCACGAACGCCGGUGCCGACUGGGAGCUUGAGCAGCGGGCGAAAAGGAAGGCGGACUGGGCCAAGAGACCCAAGUCGAAAAGGGUCGCGUGGGAGUCUCUUGACCUAGGGGCUGGUCGUAAGGGAGAAAUCGGCACUGGUUGGGCAUGCGAGUUUGAGAGGUUAUUCGGACUGCAGCAACCUGAAGAGGAUCCCUCAUCCGAGAACAAGGACCAGAACUCCGAUGAGGUUGUCUUGAACGACCCAGAGAACAAAGACAAGAUGGAUAUCGAUGGAGCAGAAGCCGGAUCCGCGCAAGACGAUCCAUCGAGAACCGCCGAGCGAGAGCUGACUGUCAAGAGACAGUCACCAAAGGUGCAAGCGCCUCAUCCAUUGACGCUCAUCAACCAUCUUUCCAAACGUGCUUUCAACACCCUAGUGUCUGCUACAAGCAAUGAAGCUCCGCCGCCAUAUUCUAUAGUCACUGUCAAAGUCACAAUCCUUGGCCGUGGCGUCGCCGGGCCAUGCGCUCGCAUCUACCGCCUUCCAGCCCGAAAGGAUACACCACUCACCCCUGCUACCCAGCCAGAAGUCCCGGCGACGCAGCCUCCUUCACAGAGUAAGGAACUCCCAGCCGACCUUCGCGACCAAUGGCUCGCCCAGAUCCACGGUCCUCUGACCAAAAGACACACAACCUCGGAAAAGAAUGGCACCCAGCCCCGCCGUUUCCCUGCCGGCGCAGACUUUGAAACCCAGAAGCUCCUGCUUGCGCAAACACUGUUGACGAGCAAGGCCCCUUUCCCGCCGGAGAAGGUCCCGGGCGGCAGCGGUGACCACCCUUUUGUGCCUGGUGAGGAAGACCUCAUAGGAUACGUGACCAAGGGGGAGUUCUGCCUCGCGCAGGGACAGGCGGUGGCGGUUGGGAGUGUCUCCGCUGAGAGGGCACUGGAGGCGUUGCGCACUGGCGGCGAGGAGGGAAGGAUAUGUGUGGUCAGGAAUGCUGGGGAGGAAGUUGGCUGGGUGGCUAGAUGGGAUAUAGUGUAG